CACACACACACCACCCGGUCACCACAGUCACCACUCCGCCGAUUGUGUUGCGCACCCACCCACCCACCAACUUCCCAACUCGUCUCGUGUUCCGACAACCCGUUUCGUCGUUUUCCCCCGUUUCCAUUUCCAGGAUUUGCUUCCCAAACUGGCAUCCGACCAUCCGACAAACCGCCCAGGAUGGGGCAUGCUUGGCUCGACUCCCUCUCGGAGGACUGGCCCUCCCAGCCUGGCUCUCUGGCCUCGGACGCGUCCCAGUUUGCAAAGAAGCUGGACAGCCAUCGGCGGUCACAGUCACAGUCGCAGUCGCAGUCGCAGUCGCAAUCCCAAUCUCGACCCGCCACCGCUCACAGUCGCACUUUAUCCCAAGCAGACUCCUCAACUUCCCAAAGCAGGAAAAAACCUCCAAAGACCCCUCCGAGCCGAAUCCCUAGACCGAAUUCGAGUCGAACGAGUGCCAACAACAGCAUCCUCCCCGAUGAUCGCCGCAACAGCAACACCGCUUCCAACCCUGCAUCGCGCCGUGGCUCGACCAAGUCCCUCGGCGAUAGAGUUCGCGACCGCCAACGAGCCAUUGACGCCCGAAGUCGCACCGCCUCCGUAGCCGAAUCCGUCCAGUCUGCUGGCUCCGUCAUCCACAACACUGUUAAUCGCAAGGAAGUGAAUGGCUCGCCAGGGAGGAAACAGGAUACUCCAGAGUGGAAGAGACGUUUGGUAUACCGAGAGCUUGAUUAUGGCGAAGCACCCGACUUGUUUACUUCGGCUGGUGCAAUCCUCGAAUCCAUCUUCAAGCCACCACCACCACCACCACCUCCUCCAGCUGCGUCGAACAUGAAUGCGGCGGACGCGCAUACGAAUGCGGAUACGCGAAACGGCCGAGGUUUCGAAUCCCAGUACGAGUCGCCAGCCGAGUCCCAUGUCGAAAUCACGUUGCCUUCGAGCCCGCCCUUUCUAGGCAGAGAACGGGACCCUUCAACCGUCGAGAUACAUGUGGAUGAGUCUUUCCAAUCGCUUCCCCCAAUACCUAAGGAGCAAGAGGAGGAAGUCGAAGAGGAACAACAAGAGCAACAGCAAGAGCAACAACGGCGCACAAUACCAGAAAUACGGUACCGACGGGCUACCGAUUCCACUGACCCCAGUCAAGGAUCCGAGUCCAGUUUCCGCGCCUCGACUAGCCAGCAACAGACCUACCCCAAGGUCCGGUCAGGCACACCAUCCACCUCUGCCUCGUCCCAUCUUGGAAACCUCAGCGCUGGAUCGCGUCAGGCAAGCGGCCAGAGCGUCUUGCGCCAUGAGGAUUUCAGCCCGAUCCUACUCACUAUGCACGACGAGGGCGAGGGCAACUCGAGUUUUGUGCCAGAUAUUUCCCCAGACGAGCUCCGACACCGCCUUGAAACUCUUAGAAAGAAUCAGUUGCGCAUGGCCCGUUCCGGCAAGAGCGAUUCCGGUGGUAGUGUCUCUGGGAAGAGCGAGUCUGGAAAGAGCGAGGCUGAGGCUGCAGAGACGGGUGGUUCGUCAAGAAGCGACAACAAAGCAGGCGACACUAGCAACACCUCCAGGGACUACGAAAAGCUGGGAAGCUACAUCAACGUCAGAAGAGGUGGUCGGUCUGCCGACGGAUCAUUCCAGAACCACAUGUUGAGUUCAGCAUUGAACGAUAUCUCGGAUCUCAAUCCAGAGGAGUCUCUUCAAGCUAGCACCCCCAAGCGCUUUCCCUCGGUCAAGAUCGAGAACUGGGAUGACUACGAGCACGUUCCUGCACAGGUCUCUGGCCACAUCUCCGACGAAAUUUCUCCCCGCACCAGAUCUGCAGUUCCCCGAAUCCCUAAUCUCAGCGUAUCCACGAAGCGCGUAGCAUCUUCGCAGCAAGGGGCCGGCAGCCCUUUGAAGCUCUUCCAGCCCUACGAUACCUUUACCAGCGAGAUUCUGCAAAGACGACUCAGUCAAUAUCACGACGACACCCCGGGUGAACAGGCUUCUUCUGGACAGCAAACUGGAGAUGAGUCUCCAGUACACGUUUCCUACAUGGACUCUGGAGGCUAUUUAUCACCACCCAAGACCCACACGCGUCGAGGACAGGAGACGGGUCAACGCAAGGCCUCGGUUGCAGUCAACCAAUUUGGAGCUGGGGUCUUGGAUGGAUACGAGUUUCAGGACGAUUUCUCGUACCAGUCGGUUGGCGCAUCCGGCAUUGAGGGUGACAAGGAAAACCAGGGUCCAAAUGACGAUUCUCAGCCAGAACCCCGGAUCCCUGUCUUCGACUUCAGCCGUCCUUCUUCGCGCUCUGAAGCCGACGCCGGCGACGACGCUGAUGCAAGCAACUCUUCGGUGCGUAGGAAGCGCCAAAAGCCCGCUGACUCGGCUUCAUCGAAGCGACAUUCCAGGAUGGGGUCAAGCAUGGCGCAUAAGAAACGUCAUGCUUUCACCCAUAUCCCCGCUACGUUUGGGACGCCAAGCAAGCGACGAUCAGACCCAGCCCCCGAGUUCAAGCGGCCGCGCACUUCUCCGUCAAAGGAUCCGACGCCUAAACGACGUAGGACUCUGCAUGAGUCGGACAUCGAAUUUGGACUGGAAGACAUCUCUCCCUCUCCGGAAACGCAGUCCAUGAAGCUGUCGUACCAACAGAUACAGGCUGCUAUCGAGAAGCGGCGCAAAGAAGUACACGCUGAAAAACAUCGCGAACAGGUUGAGCCUGGUACGCCCUCGGGCAAAGAUGUGCCAAGACCACGCACGCCGACACCUCUCCAGAGAUCGUCUCUGCAGAAGGACGGAAAGAAGGGAAGGCCGCCUUUGACGGAGCUCAUCACAAAGCCAUCCAGUCGUCCUACUAGGCCGUCAUCCAAGGCGUCUUCUAAGGGCCGCACGCCCAAGGAACAUGGCGGACCAGGGUCGGCAAUGAACACCGACCGCAAACCUUCCAUCAAAACCGAGGAUUUCCUCAUCGAAGCCAACAAGAUCAUGGCCAUGAUUCGCAAGAAUGCCGCCAGCGGUCUAACUAGUGUUGAGGAGUCGGAUGAGUAUGAUUCUCGCCAUGAUGCAGAUGGGGAGAGCUCCUAUGAGGAGUCCACUCAGGAAUCGUUCCUGCGUCCGCCCAGCCGCGAGGGACGCCCGCCUUUGACGCGCAGAUCAACCAAGCAGGAAGAUCCCGUCCUUGCAGAGCGUCUCAAGCAGUAUGAGGAAGCAAGCGAUAUGGGCGACAUCAUGGGCUCGUCUCUGCGUUCGGCUGCCCUGCACCGGCAAGGCUUUGGUACUGUACGGCAGGAUGAAAAGCAUCAUGCAGGCAAAAAGGGUGGACCCGUGUUGCCCAACUUUAGGGACGACGGCGUCAUCAGCGAUCCGCCAAACAUUCGCAUCUCCUGGAACCCAGCGCUCAAGACCAAGCUGUCGCAUGAGAAUGUGGAGGAUGGAAGGCAUACCCAGUCCGAGUCUGAUAACUACACGGGACGGUCAUCUCACACUACCUCGUCCAAGGGCUCCGAUAGCAGAAAGACGAUUGCGCCGGAAAGUGUACUGCAUCUUAUUCCAGACCGAGUCGGCAACAUGGUGCUGGACAGGGAAAGAAAUGUGUGGGUCAGGAAGCGUCCAUCUAACGGGUUCAUGGGCAGCAGACAAAAUAGUUUCAUUGCCUCGGAGGUGAGCGAAGAUGACCCGUUCGCUGACAUUCCCGAUCUCACCGUGGACAUCACGGAGGAAUUGGAAAAGUUGCGGCUUACGACCAACCAACGGGGGCAGGAGCACGAGCACGAGCAGGAUGAUGUCGACCUGGACCAACCAUCGGAUGUCGCGGCACCUUUUGGCGAUGACGAUUUCCUUAACUCGGAACCGCAGUGGCAGCCAACCGGGAGUCGCAAAGACUCUGACACGUCGAACCCUGGCAAGAAAAACAAGCCAACCAGAACUGACGAACAGCGCGACGCAAAGCCCUCGUUGCAGUCACCCACCACGGCGGCGGGCACGGGUACAAGCAGCACAGGAGUCGAUGUCGAACAUGAAAUUGGGAUAUACGAGGACCGAGUAAGCAACAUCCCACAAGCAGCCCGGCCCAGACGUCUCACGAUCAGUUUCUCAUCACCUAUUGCGUCUAUCAUCCAGGACAUCCAGGAAGUAGCAGACGACGUUGACUCCGAUGCCGACGCCCCGAGCGCGCUAGGACUAACAACAGGUGGGGAGGGCAACAACAACAACAAGCAGCAGCAGCGCAAGCGUAGCCUGCCACCUCUGCCGCCCAGAGGUUACACCAAACAGCAACAACAGCAGCACCCGCAACCCCGAGGCCGCGGAGCCGUCUCCAAGCUGAGGAACGACGUUGUGUCUGGUUCAGCGUCUAGGUCACGCAGCCGUUCACGAGGUCCGCCGCGUCACUUGUCCGUCAAAGGCCAGACGUACAUGGCAAGACCUGUUUCACGGAUUGACGAGCAUGAUGAAGAAUCCAGUAAUGCUAAUAAGAACAGCUUCCCAUUUCAUGGUCAUGAUCAGCCGUCGUUAUUAUCGCCACAACCUCAGGGCAUGGAACUCAGCAUCGUUGCUGCUGAUACAUCAAUGGUCAACCAAGACGACCACGAAGCUCAACAACACAACAGCAUUUCCUUCCUGGUGGCAACACCCGCUCACCAUCUACGACCAUGCUCCAUGUCCGGCGCUGACCCGGCUCACAUCAUCGGCCAGUAUGUCGGCACCUUCUCUCUCAGCCCCCUAUCGGACUUCACCAUCCACCCUCCCGACGAGUCGUCAUUGGCUCUUGAAGCAAGUUACGUUAUUGGCAACCACCACCUCGUCACCGGCGACCACCACUCCCGUGGCCGCUCUAUGUCCAUGUCUACCCGUGACCUCGUCGCCAAGCUCACCGAAGUCGAGCCCUUUGAGCCCUACUGGGAAGAUAUGCGCAACCUCUGCCUUGCGCACAAGCGUUUGGAAUCCCUGCAUGCUCUCGAUGAAUUCUGUGGCCGUCUCGAAUCCCUAGACGCUAGCCACAACGAGAUUAGAAACCUCACCGGCGCUCCGUCCACUACUCGCUUCCUCAAGAUGACCAACAAUCAGCUCUCAAGCCUGACGGCGUGGGGACACUUGACUAACCUGCAGUAUGUGGAUAUCUCCAACAACCGAUUGACGAGCUUGAAUCCGUUCAAGCAGUUGGUGCAUCUGAGGGAGUUGAGGGUGGACAACAACCGCUUGGAAAGCUUGGAGGGGAUCAAGUUUCAUGAUGGGUUACAGGUGUUGAGGGCGAGAGGAAACUGCAUUGAGGAGGUGGACUUUGAUGGGGCGAGGCUGGUGCAUCUUACCGAGUUGGACUUGAGGGAUAACAAGAUUAAAAGGGUGGUGAACCUAGACCAGUUGCCGGUUUUGAGCUCGCUUAACCUCGAAGGGAACCAGAUUGAGGUGUUUGAGGUUGGCUCGCCGGCCGCACUUACCUCUGGUUCCUCUCCCGUUUCUGAACACGGUCAGGCCGUUAGUCCGUUGAGGUACCUCCAUCUCAACGAUAACUGUCUGAGCCAUCUGUCCAUCCACCACCUCCCCCAUCUACGACUCCUCCAUGCCGACCGUAACCGCCUCGUCCGCAUCCACGGCUUCUCUCGCGCUCGCCAUCUUGACUCGCUCUCCCUUCGCGAGCAACAAGGGCCCGAACCUCUCGACCUCGACCACCUCCUCUCUCGGGCCUACGAAGUCCGCAAACUGUUUUUGUCUGGAAACUACCUAGGCAGCACCACCAACCCCAAGGGCGUCGAAGAGAGUGGUUUUAACCCUCCCAUCGAUCUGCUCAACCUGCAACUCCUCGAACUAGCCAACUGCGGCUUGACCAAACUGCCCGUGGACGUCGGACAGAUGAUGCCCAACCUGAGGGUUCUCAACCUCAACAUGAAUGCGCUUGAGGAUCUGUCGCCAUUGAGACAUGUACCGCGGUUGAAGCGGUUAUUCAUCUCCGGGAACCGGAUUAGGGAUCUGAGUUCGCUAGUUGACGUCCUUGCCAACUUUUCCUGCCUCACAGCUGUUGAUUUGCGAGGAAACGGACUGGUUAUGGGGUUUUACUCGCCUGUUCAGGAACUUUGUAAAGGCAACACUAGUCUCGGCGGCAAGCAGGACAAACCCACCACCAACGCAGGCGAGGAUGCACGGAAGGGACAGGAGGAAGCAGAUGGUGGUGGCCAGGAGCAGGAGGAAAACCACGAGAAUAAAGACCAGUGGACUCUCCCCCCGCAAACGCUCGCUUCCGAUAAAGCGUACGCGUCGAGACUCGAUCUGCAGACCAAGAUGCGGCGCAGAGUCUACGACCAUUUGUUGGCCGAGAAGUGUGCAAGGCUGAAAAAAGUGGAUGGUCUCCCGUUUGAUCGCGAUCAUGUUCUUUCUCUCAGGGACGAAGUUUGGAAAGCGUUGGUUGCUCGCGGGGUGUUUACCGUCCCGGGUCAGAGUCACGGUCAGAGUCACGGUCAGCAAUCUCCAGCGGGCGCGAAUGCGAAUGCGGCUCCUGUUCCGGUUUUGGGUCAGCUGUAG
Molecule: messenger RNA, 6486 nt
Organism: Neurospora crassa OR74A
Lineage: Eukaryota; Fungi; Ascomycota; Sordariomycetes; Sordariales; Sordariaceae
Exons: 2
Coding region: 181-6486 (2101 amino acids)
Molecular function (GO): protein binding
Source: RefSeq, a predicted model, not a curated record